Molecule: messenger RNA, 912 nt
Organism: Aspergillus chevalieri
Lineage: Eukaryota; Fungi; Ascomycota; Eurotiomycetes; Eurotiales; Aspergillaceae
Product: protein ERV29
Exons: 5
Coding region: 1-912 (303 amino acids)
Biological process (GO): Golgi organization
Cellular component (GO): endoplasmic reticulum; membrane; endoplasmic reticulum-Golgi intermediate compartment
Source: RefSeq, a predicted model, not a curated record
AUGGCGCAAAUCCGCGGCACCGCGGGCUACAACCUCGGACACCAGAACCCCUUCGGAGGCCCUGGGAGGGCAGACGCGACGAGCGAUCCCAGUCCCUUGGAUGCUAUCCGAGAGCAGACUAGCAAGAUUGAGGACUGGCUGGAUACAUUGGCAGACCCAAUCAAGCCAUAUCUGCCAGCCAUUGGUCGUUUCUUGAUCGUUGUUACCUUCAUUGAGGAUAGUCUGCGUAUCAUCACACAAUGGACUGACCAGCUUAUGUAUCUGCGUGACUUCCGGAGCAUUCCCUGGGGUCUCACGCAUUCCUUUCUCAUCUUCAACAUCAUUUCCAUGUCGAUAUGCUCGUUCCUCGUCGUUGUCCGCAAGCACACUGAGGCAGCGGUCGCCGGUCUGCUCGCCGUCGUGAUCACACAGGGUCUUGGAUACGGUCUUAUCUUCGAUCUCAACUUCUUCCUCCGCAACCUGAGUGUCGUCGGUGGUCUGCUCAUGGUUCUGUCCGACUCGUGGGUGCGCAAGAAGUUCGUCCCCGCCGGUUUGCCUCAGUUGGAUGAGAAGGACCGCAAGAUGUACGUCCAAUUCGCUGGUCGUGUGCUCCUGAUAUUCCUGUUUGUCGGUUUUGUCUUCUCUGGCCAGUGGAGCUUGUGGCGUAUCAUUGUCAGUCUGUUCGGCCUUGUUGCGUGUGUCAUGGUAGUUGUCGGAUUUAAGGCCAAGUGGAGUGCCAUUCUCCUGGUUGUUCUGCUGAGCAUCUUCAACGUGCUCGUUAACAACUUCUGGACUCUUCACCCCCACCACCCCCACAAGGACUUUGCCAAGUACGACUUCUUCCAGGUUCUGUCCAUUGUCGGCGGUCUCGUGCUUCUGGUCAACAUGGGCCCUGGUCAAUUGAGUAUGGAUGAAAAGAAGAAGGUUUACUAG